AUGGAACAAAUCUAUGUUUUAAAAUGUGAACAUGGUAAAUAUUAUGUUGGACAAACGUCUGAUAUUGAUCGGCGAUUUGCUGAACAUCUCGAUGGCGAAUAUGGUAGUGAAUGGACAAGGCUUCAUAAACCCUUGGAAAUCAUCGAAAUAAAAGACAUCGAAAAUCAAUUUGAUGAAAUGAAUAAAACAUUGGAAUACAUGGACCAAUAUGGUAUCAAUAAUGUUCGAGGUGCCCAAUGGUCGAAUAUUUAUUUAACGCAAGAUCAACAGUCAGCAAUUAGAGCAGCACUAAAUCAGAAUGCAUGUUUUCGUUGUGGAGAAUGUGGUCAUUUUGCAAACAAUUGUCCUAAUGAAGAUCGACAAUCUCGUGUACCAGAAACAAUGCGAUGUUUCAAUUGUGGAGAGCCUGGUCAUUUUGCCAACGAAUGCUUCAAUCGAAGAAGAUGGCAGCGGCGACCAAUGCACUGCACUCGAUGUGGUAGAGAUACACACUAUGAAAAUGCAUGUUACGCUUCCUUCGGUAUCGAUGGUCAAGAAUUAGACUGCACUCGAUGUGGACGAGAUUCACAUACUGCAAAUGAAUGCUAUGCCAAAUCUCAUCUAGAUGGACGAAUUUUAUAUUAA
Messenger RNA from Rotaria sp. Silwood1, 624 nucleotides. The record is from the annotation of a GenBank genome assembly. NCBI's taxonomy places the organism in Eukaryota, Metazoa, Rotifera, Eurotatoria, Philodinida, Philodinidae.